AUGACGCCCUUCAUGGAGUCGCAGAUCGAGCAAGUCGGUUGCGGCAUCCAGGACUUGCCACUCGAGCUUCUGCUCACCAUAUUUGACUUCGCCGUGGAAGUCACCGUUGACGUGCAGCUCUACGACUUCUUUGACGUUGCGCACAACACCUACCGCGCCCUCCGAGAUGUGUGCCCGCACUGGCGCACGAUCGUCGAAUCCUCCCCUGCAGCUACGUGGUACAACAACGUUCUUCUCAGCAAGCAGGCCGUCAAGUCAUCUCUACACUGGACGGAGAAGUCAGACUGGGUCAGAGACUACCUCGCCCUAUCCGGCGACGCGCCACUCAAUGUCUAUCUGGCCUUCACUGGUGUCACGCUGUACUUGGAGCACGUCUGCGACGAAGCGCACCGCUGGCACACGGCCACUAUCGUAGGCAGCCCUCGCGGUGCGGUCGACUACUUCAACAUGCUCCAGACCACGCCGGCGGCGCUUACGGACCUCGUACUGGUGUUCGAACCUGGCUUCUCGGAUUCUACAUCCAUCCUCGAGCUCCUCCGCUACUGUCCCAGCCUCCAAACGUUGCGACUCGAAGCAAAGGAGGUCAUCACCUUCAGUACUAGGGACACUUGGCUGUGGAUGGUAGAGCCGUCGUGGUACCCGGACGGUGUGACUCUUCCCUGCCUCACGUACCUCUAUAUCGGAGAAUGUAAUUGGCUUAUGGACACUGGUAUCGAGCGCAUUCUGCGACUUCCCGCCCUCAAGACCCUCCGCUGCUGUUCGUUCAGCAUACCUCGGGAAAGAGCCCAAGCUCGCUGCCUCGUCAAUAUCGUCGGGGUUCUCGCGGAGCACGUCAAAGACCUCGACGCCCUGGACUUCGAAUAUGAGUUCGGGGUUAAAUUCUUGUAG
Messenger RNA from Schizophyllum commune H4-8, 888 nucleotides. RefSeq lists its product as uncharacterized. The coding region runs from base 1 to 888 and encodes 295 amino acids. The record is from RefSeq and is a predicted model, not a curated record. NCBI's taxonomy places the organism in Eukaryota, Fungi, Basidiomycota, Agaricomycetes, Agaricales, Schizophyllaceae. The transcript has a single exon.